Lachancea thermotolerans CBS 6340 is the source of this 726-nucleotide messenger RNA. It is a transcript of the gene RIM9, whose product is annotated as Rim9p. The transcript has a single exon. The record is from RefSeq and is a predicted model, not a curated record. Lineage: Eukaryota; Fungi; Ascomycota; Saccharomycetes; Saccharomycetales; Saccharomycetaceae. Bases 1 to 726 code for a protein of 241 amino acids. Gene Ontology annotation, cellular component: cell division site; growing cell tip; plasma membrane.
AUGCCUUCUAAAUCAAGGUCGGUAAUCUUUGUGCUCCUGACGCUUGCGUUAAUUUUUCAAAUCUUUCCAACGAUAUCAAUUCCUGUGGUUGAUAGAAUCUAUCUUUCCACGUACAAUGGGCGCAAGUUCGGCGUUUUUGGAUGGUGCACAGCAAAAAGCUCGGAAUGUACGUCGCCGCGUAUCGGGUAUGAAAUUUUACCACUAAAUGGAACUACCGAAGUUGCCAGCUUAUUUCUGCCUUCUCGAGCGAAACGCUCAAUUUCGAAAUUACUGAUAGUCCAUCCUAUCUCACUAUUUUUCACUUUUGUCUUGUGGACACUGGCGUUAGCUUUGAACAUGCAUAACUUUGGUCAGUCACGCAAAAUACUUGCAGGAGCUGUGUUGUGGUCGCUGCUCACUGUUCUUUUAUCGCUUCUAAGUUUUCUGGUUGAUAUUCUGUUGUUUGUGCCGUACCUCGCUUGGCCUGGUUGGCUCGUUCUGGUUAGUACUGUGUUUAUCGCAGUUGCUUCCUCCAUGAUGUGCAUCAUUCGAAGGGCUGUCUCGCUAAGAAAAUACGAGAAGCUGCGCAAUAGAGACAAUGUCGAGUUGGUUCCCCUACGCUUCAGCAACGUGAAUAGCAACUCCUCAAAGCCAACAGCUUCUGAAGGCGUGAGUGAUACCCAAGAAUCAGCCGCGUGGCAGCAUGUGGCGCCAGACCAGCCGGAGUUGGUGCAUAGGGCUGUGUAA